This is a messenger RNA of Symbiodinium necroappetens, 609 nucleotides long. NCBI's taxonomy places the organism in Eukaryota, Dinophyceae, Suessiales, Symbiodiniaceae. The record is from the annotation of a GenBank genome assembly.
AUGCCGGCAGCCUUUCACCAUACGAGUACGAUGUCCCUCAACCUCGAUGAAGUGCUGAGAUCCGAAUUCCGUGCAGCCUACGACCAGGCGGAAGCAAACAAGCAGCAUUCCGAUCUCUCUGAUGUCUUCAGCAAUGAAUCUGGCCUUGUGGAGCAUUGUUCACAAGUCAUAGACAGCCAGCUCUUCAUGCUCGUAUUCUUGAUCCUGACGGUCUACGCGCUGUUUGCAACAGACUUGGAUACCCUCUUUGGUACUGUGGACUCGAGAUAUGUGCUGAGCAUCGUCACCACGGUGGUGUUCCUCUUGUUUGGAGUCGAGCUGCUGCUGCUGAGUUUGUUCAAGUAUGACUAUGCGUUCCGAGCCUUCUUCUGGCUGGACCUGGUCGCUUUGGUGUCGCUGUUACCUGAAACGUGGUUUGUGCAGCAGCUCUUUGCCAGUGAUAGCCUGGUGGCUGCCCGCUCCACCCGCAUGAUGAAGGCAAUCCGCUUGGUCAUUCGCUCCUCCAAGGCGACAAGACUGAAUCGCUUCACAAGGAUGGUCAGAGUGUCGGCCAUGCUCCCACGGCUCUUUCAGGCUGCUACCAGGAAGCCAGAAGACAGUGGGAAAGAU